Messenger RNA from Arabidopsis thaliana (thale cress), 1686 nucleotides. Its product is annotated as Exostosin family protein. The coding region runs from base 1 to 1686 and encodes 561 amino acids. Lineage: Eukaryota; Viridiplantae; Streptophyta; Magnoliopsida; Brassicales; Brassicaceae. The transcript has a single exon. Gene Ontology annotation, cellular component: Golgi membrane. Gene Ontology annotation, biological process: glycoprotein biosynthetic process. The record is from RefSeq and is marked reviewed. Gene Ontology annotation, molecular function: glycosyltransferase activity.
AUGGUUUCAAAGAGAAAGUCAAGAACUUCAAAGACUAUAGAAGAUUCUUGUAUCCAUCUAUGUUCUGUCUUCUUCAGAUUCUUGUACUAUACUCUUCCUGCAUUAUUUCUCUUCUUCUUUCUUCUUUAUCUUUGUUUAUCUUUCACCACCGGAAUCUCCUACAACAACUUCCAUAUGUGUAUCUUCUCUCGAAAGUUCAACGACCCUUAUUGUAACACGGCUGGUUCUAAACCCGGUUUCCAAAUAAUUUCUGAAGAAAAUGUAACUUUCGCCGGAGAGAUCGCAGGAGAUAGAGUUUCUAAGGAUCACAACAAGAUUCUUAAUUCAGUUCCUGUUCAAGAACACAAAACAAAGAACAAGGUUGAUCUCAAUUCACUCAUUGAACUAAAAGCCGAGGAAGAAUACAGCAAAUACAUCAAACCUACGAGUGAAGAUGAGGGAUAUGCGUUAAGGGCAGCCAUCAAGUAUCUUUACCUACAAAGAUCAUGGCUAUCUCCGGGAGAUGAAAACCUCAAUAAACCGCGAUCGUGUGAAGGUAAAGGAGUUUACGUUUAUGAUUUACCGUCAAAAUUCAACAGCGAUUUGUUGGUAGGAUGCAACGAUAUACUUCCAGGGGUUAACUUGUGUAGCUACUUCAAGAAUGAAGGCUUUGGAGAAGCUAUUAAGAAUCUUGGCAAAGGUUGGUUUGCUACACACAUGUAUUCUCUUGAGCCCAUCUUACACUCUAGGGUUUUGAAGCAUCCUUGUAGGGUUUACAACGAGACCCAAGCUAAGCUCUUCUUUGUCCCUUACUAUGGCGGGUAUGAUGUUUUGAGAUGGCACUAUAGGAAUGUUUCUGAAGAUGUGAAGGACCGUUUGGGGAUCGAGGUUUUAAAAUGGCUUAAUUCAAAGGAAUCAUGGAGGAGAAACGCCGGGAAAGAUCAUGUGUUCGUUCUAGGAAAAAUAACUUGGGAUUUUAGGAGAGAUAAGGACCCUUGGGGCUCAAGGUUCCUUGAGCUACAAGAAAUGCAAAACCCUACCAAGCUACUCAUAGAAAGACAGCCAUGGCAGGUCAACGACAUCGCCAUUCCUCACCCAACUUAUUUCCAUCCGCGAACAGAUGAUGAUAUCACCCGCUGGCAGAUCAAGAUCAUGAGUAAACUUCGCCGGAAUCUAGUAAGCUUCGCGGGAGGUGCAAGACCCGAUAACCCUAAUAACAUCCGAUCAACGCUAAUCGAGCAAUGCAUAUCUUCCAACCAAUGUCGGUUCUUAAAUUGUACAAACGAAAGCUGCACGAAUCCCAAGAAUGUCCUUGAUUUGUUUCAAGAUUCAGAGUUUUGUCUGCAGCCGCCUGGAGAUAGUGCAACAAGGAGAUCAGUAUUUGAUUCACUAAUCUCCGGCUGCAUUCCGGUGAUCUUUACUCCGUACACAGCUUAUUACCAGUACGCGUGGCAUCUUCCUGAGGAUCAUCGGAAGUACUCAGUGUAUAUAAGCGAACAAGAUGUGAAGGAAAAGAGAGUAAAUGUGGUGGAGAUAUUGAAGGCAAAGACUCUAAAGGAGAAAAAGGAUAUGAAAAGUUACAUAGUUCAACAGCUUUUGCCUGGAUUGGUAUAUGGAGACUCCAAUGCUAAGUUUGAAAAGUUUCGAGAUGCUUUUGAUAUUACUUUUGAUUGUUUACUUAAGAAAAUCAACAGGUCAGUGGUAUAA